Papilio xuthus (Asian swallowtail) is the source of this 2327-nucleotide messenger RNA. RefSeq names its product suppressor of Hairy wing. NCBI's taxonomy places the organism in Eukaryota, Metazoa, Arthropoda, Insecta, Lepidoptera, Papilionidae. The coding region runs from base 292 to 2079 and encodes 595 amino acids. The transcript is spliced from 10 exons. The record is from RefSeq and is a predicted model, not a curated record.
ACCAGAGAGUUUAUAUACUACGUGGCAGAACGUGUCAUUACCGACAAACUGAAAAUUUAUCAAGCGAUUUAAUGACGUGUGGUUGUGGAACAUAAAGACGUUAAUUGCGAAAAUAAUUUUCUCAUUUGACAAGAAAAUAGACAUAGCCCCAGGAGCCAUAUUGUUUUCGUAAAUGAACUGGGGUAGCGCCUGGGUGAAAGUAAUAUCAAUUUUGAUGUGAGUUAACUUGAUAACUCACCAUCCAAGGAGUAUUAUUUUCGUUACAAUUUGCAAUUGUUUCUAGGAUUAAGAAUGCCUCCUAAGCGUAAAAAAGUAGGGCGGCCCAAAGGUUCUAAAAACAAAAAAUCUCUCAACGGUAAUGUGCCAGAAAAGAGUUUCACCUGUGGACUUUGCAAAAAAAAGUUUAUCUCCGAAGAAAGUGUGUCUGAACAUAGCAAAAUAUGCAAAAAAGCACUAUUACUGAACCCAGAUGUUAUCAAGGCAACAUUCAAAUGUGAAGAGUGUAACAAGAGGUUUACAUUUGAAGACACAUACAAAUCUCACUUAGAAAAUGAACAUUCCAAAACCCCAGGCAGCGUAACAUGCGACCUGUGUCCAGUGUCUUGUCCUAAUAAAAAAGUGUUAUCGAAGCAUAUUGAAAACUAUCAUGGUAGAGACAUGUUUAUGUGUCCACAUUGUGACAAAUUGUUCACAAGACAAACUCAUGUGAUGAGACACAUGUCACAGAAGGGAUGCGGUGGACAAAUCUCCCUGUACACAUGUGAAAUAUGUCACAGUUCUUUUACAAGAAAAGACAAUUUAAUGGUGCAUUUAAGGUUGCAGCAUAUUGCCAGUAACCAUUUCUCUUGUAAACAAUGUCCAUACCAUACCAAAAACUUCUCUAAAUUAAUCAUCCAUUGGAUGAGAUUUCAUACAGAAAAACCUCUGAAUUUUGAAUGUGACCAUUGCGGGAAGACAACAAGAUCAAGAGCAGCUAUUGCAAAGCAUUUAGAAAUACACGGUUUAAAGAAAUUUCGCUGUGAUGUGUGUGGGUAUGCGACGUUCACACUGGAGGUGUUGCGGCGUCACAUCUUGACCCAUGUGGAGGACAAGCCGCACAAGUGCGAGAUGUGUGACCGCUCAUACAUCCAGCGCAUACAGCUGCAGAAGCAUAUGGAGCGUCACUACGGAUACAUCUGCGGAGAAUGUGGACACAACGCUAACACUAAAGCUGGAUUAUUGAUUCAUAAACGAGAACAUUUGGAUUUAAAGAAAUUAACUUGCCACUUUGAGGGUUGUUCAUAUUCUAAAAAGGAAUUCAGAGAUGAAGCCAGCCUGAGGAAGCACAUCAAGGACCAUGUCAAUAAUAAACCGUACUCGUGCGAGGUGUGCGGCAAGAGUUUCCACAACGAGGCAUACAUGCGCAAGCAUGUGCAGACGCACACGCUGGAGCGGCCGCGGCGCUGCAUGUACUGCGUGGCGGCGCGCGCCUACGUGCGCGGCGAGCAGCUGCUGCGUCACGUGCGCAUGCAGCAUCGCAACAUCUUCCGAGAACAUCUCACCCACGUGCGCCAAGUCCUGGGGUCAAACGUGGGAACGGAGAGAGUAACGAAGUCUGAGCUGGACGCCAUCCUGAACGUGCUGGAUGCGGAGUCGGAGCGCAUCAUCGAGGGCUACGGCACCGGCGUCCUCUACGGUGGCAUGCUCGAGGUCGAAGCUGACGCAUCCUCACAAGAUACUACCUCCACCAACACUAAUAGCGAAAGCAGUCCGCUGAUGUCAGAAGAAGAGCUCGCAGAAAGUCUUAAAAAAUUACUGAGUCAACUUAUUGAUAAAGAAACAUUAGAUAUUUUUGGAUGGCCGGACGAACCAGUAGAUACGGUGUUAGAGAAAGUGAUAGAGCAGUGCGGCGCACGCGCAGCUGAUCGCGACAAGUGGACGCGAGUGCAGCGCCUGCGGGAGAACACCAAGCAUUUAUUCGUUUACGUAAUCGAUGACAAGAACAUAGCGCGCAUGCUCGACACACAUACCAUCGACCAGAUCAUCAAACACAUCCUCGCACAAGUCGGUACAAUCGCAACCAAUACCAACAAAAAGUGAUUCUAAGGUAUAGCGCCAUGUAAACUUUAUUCCGGCUCACAAGGUAUACGCGGCCCAGCUACCAUCUGCCGCCAUAAAGUUUGAAUCUUAUUAUACCUUGACUAGGUAUUUUGGAUUUCAUAGUUUAUUUCUAACUUUACAUAAUUCCGUUUUUUAAGAACAGCCAUUAACCAAGACAAGUAUUGGAAUUUUUCACUGAAAUAUAAUUUUUUGCAAUAUUAUAAUAGUAUGUGAAUUAUUAAUUUAAG